Molecule: messenger RNA, 5910 nt
Organism: Notothenia coriiceps (black rockcod)
Lineage: Eukaryota; Metazoa; Chordata; Actinopteri; Perciformes; Nototheniidae
Gene: mgll
Product: monoglyceride lipase
Exons: 8
Coding region: 130-1035 (301 amino acids)
Source: RefSeq, a predicted model, not a curated record
GCUGACUGCAUUCUUCCCUUAGCGGGUGGCAAAAGAGGAGUGUCGGAGAGAGGGACAUACACAGAGGGAGAGAAAGAGUCCGAGAAGAAGUCGAAACUUCACUGCAGACGCUCCAGCACAGACUCCUCCAUGCCCGAGCCGGGAGCUGCUCCGCGGCGGAGCCCGCAGGGAGUCCCCUACAGCGACCUGCAGCACCUCGUCAACGCCGACGGACUGCACCUGUUCUGCCGCUACUGGGAGCCCGCCGGCCCGCCAAGGGCUCUGGUGUAUAUUGCCCAUGGAGCUGGGGAGCAUUGUGGGCCGUAUGAUGAGAUCGCACAAAGACUGAAGGAACUGUCCAUGCUGGCGUUUGCGCACGACCACGUUGGCCAUGGUCAGAGUGAAGGAGAGAGGAUGAAUGUCAAAGACUUCCAGGUAUACAUCAGAGACUCGCUGCAGCACGUUGACCUGAUGAAAUCCCGCCACCCGGGCCUGCCCGUCUUCAUCGUCGGUCACUCCAUGGGUGGUGCCAUCUCCAUCCUGACGGCCUGUGAGAGGCCCAGUGAAUUCUCUGGAGUGGUUCUGAUCGCUCCGAUGGUCCAGAUGAACCCGGACUCGGCCACACCGUUCAAGGUUUUUAUGGCAAAGGUCCUCAACCACAUGGUGCCCAGCCUCACUCUGGGCACCAUCGACUCCAAAUGGGUGUCACGCGACAUGAAGCAGGUGGAGGCGUAUGACGCCGAUGAGCUGAACUUCCACGGGGGCAUGCGGGUGUCGUUCGCCAUGCAGCUGAUGGGGGCGGCGGCGCGCAUCGAGAGGGAGAUCCCCUCCAUCAGCUGGCCCUUCCUGCUCCUGCACGGCGACACCGACAAGCUCUGCGACAUCAGAGGCUCCAAGCUGAUGCACGAGAACGCCGCGAGCUCCGACAAGAAAUUCAAGGUCUUCGAGGGGGCCUACCACGCCCUUCACCACGACCUCCCGGAGGUGUCUGAGUCCACGCUGAAGGAGGUGACCGGAUGGAUCACAGAUCGCAUCCCAGCUGUGACAUCGCCGUAACCACAAGGCUCCUAGAAACAACCUGUAGGAGCUCCAGGGAAACUGCCAACCUCGUCCCAAGAGGCAUAACAACACUACUGCACUCUGGUGUGGGAAACACACUCGGGCCGAUAGACUGACAUUAUUUUUUCAGUAUAAAAAGUGUACUGACAAUAUCCUCCGGGCAAGAACUUAACAAACAAGAGUAUAUCCACCUCUCCUGUGUACCUAUCAAUCAACCCAGGUUAUAGAGAUUUUAAUUGGAUGAUGGGGUCAGAAACUACUUCCUGUUUAAGAUACUCAGCAGCUGGGAUGUUUCCCUUGUUUUUCAGUCAUGGGCAGAUUUGGAUAAAAAUGUGGUUCUCUCCAUUAGACCUCAGUGAGAUGCAGCUAAAGUGAAGUUUAAGCUACAUUAUGCUGGGGUUUAAAGUGCAAUAUUCAAGUUUUUCCCUCAAUUAUAUAAACAAGCCAGAGCUUUUUAAAAACUGAUGACCAACGUAAUGUAAGACAUUAUGAAUCGGCACAGGCACAUUUACUUUUUGCUCAUGGCUCCUCAGCAGACAGGUCUGUCUCUGUCCGUGUGUUUAAGACCAGUGGAUAUAAAGCAGAUUUUCAGUGAGACAGUUCAGCAAGCAUCUGCAAGCUCUCUUAAAACUCUCCUCUGUGAGCGCAGUGUUUUACAAAUGACCUAAAACACCACUUUUGACACUUUUAUAGUGGCUCAGAAACUGUACUUUAAGUACAUGUGUCUGUGUAUACAUAACAUAUCCUCUCUUCCCCUCACUUUUCCGCAUGUCCCUUUUUUCUUUGGCCUGGAGACAGAUGCUUAGCUCUUAAACUUUACAUAUUUCGUAAUCCAUUUAUCUGAAUCGUGAGGCCUGAGGUCUAGUUUUAAAUCCAGUAAUAAUCAUCCGGCAUGUUGUUUUACAAAUUAAGUGAAUUCUUCGAUGGAUCCUAGCAACAGAGUCUUCUUUUCCUUGUUUAAGAUAUUUUCUUAUAACAGUCUUAGGAUUACUUCCCCAACACCUUCAUUUACAUUAUAAGUUAUAAUAUAUUCAAUCUCCCUCUGCAGGUGGGAAUUACAGAAAAAGAGCAAAGUUCAAAAGGUCCCCUCUCUAUGUGACCUUUGACCUUUCCGGUCCCAGUUGGUGACAUUGUUAGGCUCAAUCUCUGAAGCUGUAACUUCAUUAAGCUCAGACCAGAUGGAAAAUGAAAGGGAACCCCCUCUCUGUUACUGAGAACAAAAGAAGAGAUCUCUUCUCAUCACAGCAUCUGGCAUCUGGAGGACACUUCAUCCAGAUCUUUUCAUGUGGAUGUGUCCGUUUCUUGCCUGGGAGGCCACAGUGGGAUCCCAACCCCUCAGAACAAUGCUGCAGUUAUCAUUUUGCUGGAAAAACAGGAUGUGGUCCAGAAUGAAUUCCAGAGGUGAAGGGACAGAAAGGGAUGUUACUGAGAUUUUAACUUCUGAACCUAAACACCACAACAAUCUAAUAUAAUUCAUUGAUCUUAAAAUACAUUUUAGCAGCUUUGGGAAAUAGAACUACUGCAUCCGCACAUGAUGGUAACUUUAUAGAUACAUUUUAGUAGUUGAAGACUAUUCUCCAUCAGGAUAUUAUUCCUGGAAGUGUGAAAGGGUUUGAAGCAGCUUUUAGUUAAUCAAAUUGGAUUCAAAAGACAUGGAAAAUGAACUUGAUUUGAUUUUAGAAUGGAAAUAAUACAAAUAAUUUAAAAGAUGGACUUUAUGGCAGCCAUGGGAAUAGCUUGGGCUUCAUCUGAUCGCAUCUACAAUAAAAGUAGCUGCAGCUGUGGUCAAACUAAUAUCUCACUUGUUAUAUAUAUCCAAUGUUUGAAUCUGUCAACUUUCAAAAUGUUCUCAGCAGUGUGGAGUACUCAGAGUCAGCAGUGGCUGACGAAACCAUAGCAAUAAUGCCACAGUAGCCUUUAUUCUUGGUAGCCGGUAAUUAUAAGCUGGACAGAAACACACUGAGCUCUUUAUUUGAUAUUUCAGGUAGGCUGUAAUUAGCAGGUAUUCCUAAGCGUCCUGAGAUUCCUCCACCUAUUCAUUUAGCAUGAGGAGGAGUCAGGAGGCAUUUUUUCCACCAUAAUCAUCAAAGAUGGGAAGGGAGCAAACAUUGUGUGGCUUUCAUAUCAGUGUCUGACUUCAGACAUUGUGCAUUUCUGUAGAAAACACAUCUCAUUCCCCUCUGGCUCUUUUCUCUAUCACACAGAGUUCAAAAGGCCUCACGCAGAGAGAGUAGGGGAAGCACAGUGUGGUAUCCACGGUGACCGUUACUCAUGUGUAACCACGGCAGCAGGUCGGCGGCAACGUAGAUUUUUUUUAAUUCCAUUUUACAUGUAUAGUAACCACGGUGAUCCCUACAAGACCUACAGAUUGAGAUGGAUUUCUGGCUUCAGGCCUGCUCCGUCUCUUUUUCCCUCUCGUUUCCCUCACCCGGUCUCCUCCUGCCUCACCCCGUGUCACCCUCUCUCUCCACCUUUUUGUGUUGCUUUGGUGACCAGCGCUCUUUGUUCUGUCCAUCACAGAGCCCCUUGUUCUGCUGUUAAUUCCAACAUCUCGUACUGUCAGCCACCCACACUGCCCCCAGUGCUCAAUUAUCAGAACAGCAACAGCUUAUGUUCUUCUUCUCAGGCUCUUUGGACAGAUAACUGUUUAACAGAGGACACAUUGUUUGAAUCUCCACCGACUCAGCUAACCCUAAGCUACUAAAUAACUUCAGGGAUGCAAACACUUGAUAUUAAUGAGUGUGUGUGCGCUAGUGUGACCCACAAAUGCCCUGCAGACAGCUCUGAGGUGUUUGGCUAUUUUUAUCCUUUUUGUCUUUGAUGUAGUGAUAAAACCAUGGAGAUGCAAUGAGACAUUAAUGAUACAAAGAAUGCUUUUCACUCUAUCCUUUUUCAGGGUGUAAACGCAUCCUCUUCCCUGCUUUUCUCAGUCCUCAGGCGAAGAUAUCAGGUUACAUUGACACAGAUUGAGAUGUAAUGUAUUCACGGGUCCCAGUGGGAGUCAGACCCUUAACCCCAGCGUCUUAUCACAAGCACUUCAAACACAAUCUGCUCCUGAUUGGGCGGCAGCCGGCACAGCACACACACAAAGGCUGCACAGUCCCAGGUAUAUUCAAACUGGUAAUAGCAUCCCUGCUGCACAAUGGAUUCAGACUCGUAGGAUGCUGGGUAACAGAACGUCAACUAAAUCAAAUCUACCUGUCAGACUACAAGAGUGCAUACUGCUAUGAGGGCAAAGACAGAUGGAGAUGGAGUGAGAGGAAAAGAGAGUGUAGCUGACUGUAACCAUGGCAGCACAGUUUUUGUUUGGAUUUUUAUCAGCCAGUGAAAGAUGUGUAUUUGUUAAUGGUGCAGGAUGAAAAGCGCUUUCAGAGCUGGUUGUUCAGUUCGCUGCUGUGAGGAUUCCCUUUGGUGCGAGCGCGGAGAUGAGAGAGCAGACAAUUAGCGUCGCAGUGAAUAAUAAGAAACUCGCUGAAUUUAAAUCAGGCUGCUCUGCUGUUACUGACAACACAACGUUUCAAUUUCUUAAUGAUUUAUUUCGAAUUUUAGGGAGUUGCUAUGUUUUUGCCCCCAUCUAUCCCUUGUUUUGAUUUGAAAGUGGUGGAUGUUGUCAUACUGAGAGAUAGCCAUGUACAGAUGCAUUGCUCUGUUAAUAUGUAAUAAUUCACUUGACUGUUAAUAUCUCUUUUAUGUUAUGAGUGAAGUUAUAUGUUAAGUAAGUAGAGAAAAUACAAAGGAAAUAAUUCAAAAUGUGUUUUGACUUUAUGACUGUUUCUAAGAAAAGAGCUUGUUAUAUAUGAUAGAGGACUAAUGGGCACAGGCCAGUCUUUCUGUAAUGUUAUGAGAUUAGAGUGCGCUGGAAUAAUUCAGUGCACUUUGCAUGAAUUAAAUCUAGUGGCAGUGCUCAAACAGACAGCAAGAAUUGAAGAGGACUCCAAAAUGCUGUGAAUGCAUGAAAAAAGGUUCUACCUUGAAUUAAUCAUGUAAUGUAAUUAAUUCACACAUCCUCCCAUUUAAAUCUAAUCUAUACGUGUAGUUUAUGAUGCCAUUUUUUAAUGGUUGACAUUGCAUUUUGGAGCAAAAACAUUCAAAUCUUGCUGCUUUUAAUAACAUAAAACAAUGUUGAUGUACAGUGGCCAGACUGCUUGAUUACUUAACCUAAUUGUAAAACAGUGUAUAAAAGCAUAGCAUUGCUAACAACACUCGAUGGAAAUACAAAAAUGAAGAAUGCGAUGUAUUUUAUAAAUCUUCUAUUUAUCUUAGAGUAUUUAUAGGUAUUCCUUUUAUGUAUAGGCUACUAUAUAUUGAUUACACAUCAUGACAAGGCACUUUUUAUACCCUAACAUUUAAAUAUAUUGUCAUAUUUUGUCACUUUUACUUUUUAUGCUACAUGAAAGUCCACAAUACUUUUUUUCGAUGGAAACUGUCAGGGUUGUAAGUGUGUACAGUCCGCAAUCGCAAAAAUGUAUGACAAUAAUUCUGAUAUGAUUAUGCAUAGAGAGUAUUUUACUACUGUGGGUUUAAGUCGGCGUUGUGCGUCUUUGUGCAGUUUGUCAGAGAACUAUAAAUGUUUAAACCAUCUGAUAUUAAAAACUGUUUUAUAACAAGAUCUUAUCAACAGGGUGUUAUUGCUACAGGUUUGGGGAAAUCUUCUACUUCUUUCCCAUUUACUUUUCAGGAACUUUCACAUCAAUCUUGAGGUAUCUCCACUUACAAAAUGACCUGGACGUGCUUUCAUUAAACAUUCUGUCAUUUUAAAUCAAAGACAAUGUGGUCAAAUAUCUUUGAGGACUAAACUGCUGGUAUCAGGUUUUGACUCAAACAGCAAAAUAAGCAUUCCACCCAAAUAAAAGAUUUGUAUGGGAAUAUGAA